Carassius auratus (goldfish) is the source of this 1343-nucleotide messenger RNA. RefSeq names its product serine dehydratase-like (gene sdsl). Bases 133 to 1101 code for a protein of 322 amino acids. Lineage: Eukaryota; Metazoa; Chordata; Actinopteri; Cypriniformes; Cyprinidae. Gene Ontology annotation, molecular function: L-serine ammonia-lyase activity; pyridoxal phosphate binding; threonine deaminase activity. Gene Ontology annotation, biological process: L-threonine catabolic process; L-serine catabolic process. The record is from RefSeq and is a predicted model, not a curated record. The transcript has 8 exons.
CAUGUAUUAUCUAACGGUCUUGGACAUUAUUUCAUUAGUUCUAGGUUACUUAUUGUCAUUAAAUGGACUUUGAACUUCCAGGCAAUAGAUAGUCAUAUUACCUGCUCAACGCAACAGAAAAUUUUUAGAAAAAUGUCAAAGCAAAAUGGAUUUCAUGUCGUCACGCCACUUAUCGAAAGCACGGGCAUGUCUAAGCGGAUCGGGACCACCGUGUAUCUGAAGAUGGAGAGCUCACAACCCACCGGUUCCUUCAAAAUCCGUGGAAUAGGAUACAUGUGUCAAAAUGUUGCAAGUUCAAACAAGUCAAAAGGUGUCAUUUGUUCUUCAGGUGGGAAUGCUGGUAUGGCCACAGCGUAUGCAGCAAGAAAGCUCAAGCUGCCAGUCACCAUUGUUCUGCCCUCAUCGACUCCCCAACUGGUAGUUCAGAAACUUAAGGACCAGGGCGCUACGGUCAAAGUUAAGGGCAAGGUAUGGGAUGAUGCAAAUGCUGAAGCCCUACGUUUGGCUCAAAGUGAAGGUCUUACUGUAAUACACCCAUUCAAUCAUCCUCUAGUCUGGAAAGGUCAUUCCAGUAUUGUGCGUGAGCUCAAGGCCUCACUGCCAUCCAAACCUGGAGCUAUAGUGGUGUCCGUAGGGGGUGGAGGUCUGUUUUGUGGGAUCAUGGAAGGUCUGGAUGAGGUGGGCUGGGGAGAUGUGCCUGUCCUGUGUAUGGAGACUGUGGGUGCCGACUGUCUCAAUGUUGCUCGGAAAGCCGGAGAACUGGUUACACUGCCUGACAUUACAAGUGAAGCAACAUGUUUGGGAGCAAAAACAGCAUGCCAGCAAGCAUUUGAGUACAGCAAACGGCCCAGUGUUAUUUCAGAGGUGGUGACAGACCUACAGGCCCUGGAGGCAGUGGAACUGUUCCUGGAUGAGGAGCGUGUGUUGGUGGAGUUGGCCUGCGGAGCAUCAUUGGCUGCAGUGUACAGCGGUGUCAUCCAAAGGCUACAGGAAGAGGGACGCCUUCCUAAACCGCUUGACUCGCUGGUAAUGAUCGUGUGUGGGGGCAGCAGCGUGAACCUGGCUCAGCUGCAGCAUCUACAGGCAGUCAUCCGGAAAUGACCACAUCUUUAGAUUCUCACAUCUGAGAUAAAUGGUCAAAGCAUCUGCUUUGAGUUGUGCUGACAUGUUGUGAAACGUAAAUCAAAAGAUAAUAUGGAUAACCUGCGUUUUAAACAGCUGAGAGCAGCCUGUGUAUCAGAGAAGUCUGUUUUGAGCAAACAUCCAGAACUAGACAAAAUCUUAAGAUUUUCUGUAACACCUUGGUUUAGUGAAAUAUUGUAAUAAAAUCCUUUAUCACCUCA